ACUAUUUCAUGUCUUUUCCACUCCACGCUCAGUAUAGUAUUUCUACGACGCAGGGCUUACACGUGUCACUCCUGCGAUUCCAUUGACCCUAUUCGCUGAACCAUAGGAGACUCACCGAACAAACCACUUCCCCGCCUGGGGCCGUACUCGCAGCGCCCGCCAGACAUACAUAGAGCCUGGCACUACAACCCAACCUCCCCUUCCACGCCCUCUCUUACCUCCGACUCGAGCAUGGCGCCAUCCGCUACCCCCUCAGAGCAGGGCUCUGCACGAGUCGGCCCACACCCCUCCUACAUCGAGAUCGCGAAACCCUACAUCCUCCAAUCGCGCAUCCAGACAUGCCUUGCGUCUAUUCAGAUGUCUGACGCAAAGGAAGACGCCGUGCGCUUACAAGGCGUGACAUGGAUUGACGCGGUACGACGAGCUCUGUCGCUGCCAAUCCGGACCUUCAACACAGCAGUCAUCUACUACCACAAGUUCAGGCUGUUGCACGGAGAGAAUGAGUUCAAUUGGGCCGAUGCGAGUGCGGCCGCGCUGUUCACAGCAUGCAAGAUCGAAGACACGCUCAAGAAGAGCAGGGAGAUUUUGUGCGCAAGCUGGAACUUGAAGGUUGGGCCUGGAGAGGCGCUGAGCAGCGACGAUCCGAGGUUCGAUAUUCAUUCUAAGCAAAUCAUCGGCCUAGAGAGGCUCAUGUUGGAGAGCGCAGGGUUCGAUUUCAGGAAUAGAUAUUCGCAGAAACUCAUGGUCAAGCUAGCGAGAGCGUUGAAGUUCGACCGAAAUGGCGAGGGCAAGACGGCAUGGAAUCUGAGUGUGGAUCUGUACAGGACGUUUGCGCCGCUCAAGCAGAGUACGCCGACUUUGGCGAUUGCGUGCUUGGAACUGGCGGCGCGAUUGCACGAGAGGAACACAGACGCUUUGGUGGACAGAGGCGCAUGUAGGUAUGCGAAGUGGGGAACAAGUCGAGGGGAAGUCAUGGAAACGCUCCUUGACCUCCUCGACCUCUACACGCACCACCGCUCUGCUACCUCAAUCGGCCCUCUGUACCCCCUCGAAACAUUCAUAAACAUCCGCAUCACCCUCAACACCGAAGCCUCGCGUCUCUCACUGCCGCGCUUCACUCCCUACGCCUCCGAAACGCCCUCUGUCACCACUUCGCCCGCUACACCUGCUGCUGUAAACGGGCUGAAAGCCCGCUACAGCGUCGACACGACGAGCCCGAACACCCCUGACACCCCAGGCACAAUUUCGCCGGGCCAGCCGGACGCCAGCGCGAUCGGUGUAAGAGGUCAGAACGGGACAGUUAGGUUCAUGCUAGAUGCGGCGCGUGCCAGGGACGAGAGAGCGGAGGUUGAGAAGUACCAUAAGGUUGAGGAAGAAGAGUAUGAAGUCGAGGUUCCCAACGAUAAGGUCGAAAACGGGGACAGGGAUAGGAGGAGGGUGCGUUGAGUAUGCUAUUGGAUUUUGCACUUGAGUUUGCGUUGUGGAUUUGCGUUUGUGCUUUGCAGUCCUGCUCUUGAGCAUGCACUAAAUGCCAUUCACAGAAUAAGAAAGACGGUAAGA
Molecule: messenger RNA, 1560 nt
Organism: Macroventuria anomochaeta
Lineage: Eukaryota; Fungi; Ascomycota; Dothideomycetes; Pleosporales; Didymellaceae
Product: cyclin-like protein
Exons: 2
Coding region: 232-1446 (404 amino acids)
Biological process (GO): regulation of transcription by RNA polymerase II; positive regulation of DNA-templated transcription, elongation
Cellular component (GO): nucleus; cyclin/CDK positive transcription elongation factor complex
Molecular function (GO): cyclin-dependent protein serine/threonine kinase activator activity
Source: RefSeq, a predicted model, not a curated record